AUGGGGAUCCAAUCCGCUCCUUCGCGCUCACCUCUGACCUUCGUGGUCCCGACCAUGUCCCCCGCAUUGCGCCCCACCACGGCCCAGCCGGCCGUUGAAAACGAGCCUCCGCCGCCGCCCACCGGCUUGCGCUGGCGCUCCUCAAGGUGGUUCAUCGUGAGCACUGUGGGCAUGGGCAUUUUCACCGACAUGGUGCUCUACUGCCUCAUAGUCCCCGUUCUUCCCUUCAUGCUGCAGGACCGCAUCCAUCUUCCCGCCGACCAGAUCCAGAGCCAAGUCUCAAAUCUUUUGGCAGUCUACGCUGCCGCCUCAGUCGUUUCCUCGCCCAUCACCGGUUUGCUGGCAGACAGAUGGACCUCUCGCCAAAUGCCUUUCCUCCUUGGUUUAUCCAGCCUCUUGAUUGCCACUUUUCUGCUUGCUCUUGGCCAGACUAUUGCCGCUCUCGUGGUUGCCCGUGCUCUCCAGGGUCUCUCGGCUGCCGUCGUUUGGGUUGUUGGACUUGCCCUUCUCGUCGAAACAGUCGGAUCAGAUAACAUGGGGGCCGUCAUUGGCUCGAUCUACAGCCUCAUGACAGUGGGCGGCCUCAUUUCACCCGUCCUAGGUGGUAUCCUGUAUCGCGAGACCGGCUACACUGGUGUCUUCGGCAUCAGCGUUGCCAUAGUUCUCAUCGACUUCAUCAUGCGACUUCUCGUCAUCGAACGCAAGGUCGCAAUGCAGUAUGAGCAACAGGAAACAAGCACGGCGAAGCUUCCGUACGGGCCCGGCAGCAUCAGCAGAGAAACCGCCCCCUUCCCCUUCAACGACACCAACGAAAAUACGCCGCUUCUUGGCCGCCAGCACCCCAAACCAGACCCCCGCUACCGUCUCUCAGCCAAGCACUUGUCAAAGAAAUCAUUCCUUGCCCGCCACGUGCCCAUCCUGGUUCUGCUGCCAAACCCUCGCCUGCUCACCUCCCUUUUAGUCGGAUUCGUCCAGGCUCUUCUCUUCGGCACCUUUGACAGCACCAUUCCCGUUGCCGCCAAGGAAAACUACGGCUUCAACUCGCUGCGCGCGGGGCUCCUCUUCCUCUCACUCGGCUCCUUCGACCUCUUCAUGGGCCCGCUCGCGGGCUGGGCCGUUGACCGCUUCUCGCCGCGCGUCGUCGCCGUCGUCGGCUACGCCUGGCUCACGCCCGUACUGUCGCUCUUCCAGCUGCUCGCCGUGCCCGGAGGCGGCCAUGAGAUCGCCGUCUACUGCGUGCUGCUGUCGCUGUGCGGCAUCGGCAUAGCCAUCGUCAACGCUCCCAGCCUUGUCGAGGCCGGCCUCGUCGUCGACCGCUUCCACGAGGCCAACCCGGAGCUUUUCGGCGCCCGCGGUCCCCACGCCCAGCUCUACGGCUUGAACAGCAUGAUCUGGAACCUGGGCCUCGCCGUCGGCCCCCUGGUCGCUGGCUGGCUGAAGACGUGGCUGGGCUACGGAAACAUGAUGGCCGUCAUGGCCGCGGUGUGCGGUGUCACCGCCGUGCUGUCCUUCUUCUUUAUGGGAAGAAAGGGCGACGGAGAGGACUUUGAGGAGGUGGGUGGCGUUUGA
Molecule: messenger RNA, 1569 nt
Organism: Lasiodiplodia theobromae
Lineage: Eukaryota; Fungi; Ascomycota; Dothideomycetes; Botryosphaeriales; Botryosphaeriaceae
Product: Membrane transporter
Exons: 2
Coding region: 1-1569 (522 amino acids)
Biological process (GO): transmembrane transport
Molecular function (GO): transmembrane transporter activity
Source: RefSeq, a predicted model, not a curated record